This is a messenger RNA of Pieris brassicae (large cabbage white), 609 nucleotides long. RefSeq names its product PHD finger-like domain-containing protein 5A (gene Phf5a). NCBI's taxonomy places the organism in Eukaryota, Metazoa, Arthropoda, Insecta, Lepidoptera, Pieridae. Gene Ontology annotation, cellular component: U12-type spliceosomal complex; catalytic step 2 spliceosome; U2 snRNP. Bases 168 to 500 code for a protein of 110 amino acids. The transcript is spliced from 3 exons. The record is from RefSeq and is a predicted model, not a curated record. Gene Ontology annotation, biological process: mRNA splicing, via spliceosome.
CAAAUUUAGUAAGGACAUUGUCAUAGUUUAGGUUAUUUUAGGUUAAUUUCAAAUAUGAACAUUAUUUACUAAACACAGACAAAUAGUGUAUUUAUAUUUGUAACCUCGUGAUUCUAGCAAUCUUUUAAAUAUUAAGGGUAUUGGUUGUUUGUGGUUAUCAUUUGAAAAUGGCUAAGCAUCACCCUGAUCUUAUUUUUUGCCGAAAACAACCUGGCGUCGCGAUUGGACGCUUGUGUGAGAAAUGUGAUGGUAAAUGUGUUAUUUGCGAUUCUUACGUGCGUCCAUGCACUUUGGUAAGGAUAUGUGAUGAGUGUAACUACGGAUCGUAUCAAGGAAGAUGUGUUAUUUGUGGAGGCCCAGGUGUUUCAGACGCAUAUUACUGCAAAGAAUGCACCAUUCAAGAGAAGGAUAGAGAUGGAUGUCCCAAAAUUGUAAACCUCGGAAGUUCUAAGACAGAUCUGUUCUAUGAAAGAAAGAAGUAUGGCUUUAGAAGACACUAGCAAUAGUUUCUUUCUAGUUUUAUUUUAAAACUAGAAAGACAAUGGACUUUUUGUGUGAAUGAGAAAUAAUGAUAUAAGAAUGUUCCAAAAAUAAAAGGUGUUUCCAAUA